UUGCCAGAACAUCACUUGCACAGCUGGUUCUUAACAGCUUGGAAAUCUCGAUACCUUGGGGCAAUUGGAUACCUACACCCUUAAUCUUCAGUCAUGCAGUCCCUUUGCAUUCUAAUUCUGAUGAUGGUGGCAAUGGCACCGUUUUCUGAUGCCCACCAAAGACCCAGUACAUUCUCAGGAGAAAGCCAAAGACCAAAAAUUGUUUCGGAUACCCACAGAGCCAAUGUAACAGCAAAAACGUCCCCAAGUAAUAAAGUUACAGCAAAAUCAGCGCGGAGCGAUUACCCGCACCAUGGUUAUGAGCACCAUUAUCCUCACCAUUACGGACAUCUAGGAGGAUUUGGUCACUACAAGGAUUUGGACCAUUACCUCCUGCCUGUACUGAUGGUUUUGGGAUUAGGAGCCCUACUUAUGCCUCUUCUAAGUGUUCUCAUGACGACCAUGGUUGGUAACGUACCAGUAACCACUUUGGUAUCAGGACGCAAAAAGAGAGAAGCAUCACAUGUUAAGAAGAUAGAGGAGACUAUUCAAGAAAUUUGGAAGAAAGUUGGACGAGCUAUUGAAGUAUUUAACCAGUAAGAAGAAACUUAAAGAACAAUAUUAGAACCUCAGAGGGUUGGCUUUUUGUGAUAUCAGCAUACAGUGCAGUUAAAAAAGAGUUAUAUCAAAGGAUUCUUUUCAUGAUGUUAAUAUAACGAUUAACAUCUAUUUAUAGAUUUUAAUUACAUCAGCCUUUCUGUUAUUUUCGAUUAAUGUAAAUCUCUGCGUCUUUAGUUUUAGUUACUAUACUAAGUCGAUUAACACUCGGAAAACAUUCCCUAGCUUAGGCACUAUUAAAUGUAAUUUAUGUAUACAGUAGUUUUAGAAGUUUCUGAAGAAGGAGGCGGCUCAUUAUAUUGAAUAAUUUUAGAAAUUACAUGUACAGUUUUAGGAUAACGUAUAUGUAUAUUAUGUAUCGAAACGUUUGAUGGUUUUUAGUUGCAAAAAAAUAGGGUCUUUAUAUUUUUGAUGAACUGUUGAUAUUUAAAAUUGUAUUUAACAUUUUUCAUUUUUGUUCCAUGUACAUUAUAAUUUUAAGCACUUGAAUGCAUUCUUAAAGAAUAUAAUGCUAUUUUAAUUGUGACAUAGAAUUUUUAUUCUGAUUGGAAGAAGGAUUUGAGAUUUUACGUGUUAUUUAAAACAUUUUCACUAUUAUUUUUAAGAAUUUUCAUUCUGAUUGAAAGAAGGAUUUGAGAUUUUACCCGUUAUUUAAAAUGUUUUCACUAUGAUUAUUACUUCUAGUGGAGAUGCAUAUAUCCCACUGAUAGUAAAAAAAGUUAAAUAUUUAAAAAAACUUGUCAUAAUGAUUUAAAUUUAAAAAGCAAUUAUUUAGAAAUUUAAAAAAGAUGGCUUUUGUUUUAAUUCAUAAUAACUCAUUAGGUUUUUAGCCCAAAUUGGUAGGAUUUUGCUUUGAAUCAUUAUAAAAGUCUAAAUCCCUUUUCAAAUUGUUGCUACCAAAUAUUAUCCUUUUAUAUUAUAUUUCCAGAAAUUAAAUAAGGAAAAAUGUAUAUGAAUAUAUGUAAGCUUCUCGCAUUGUGAAAAAAAAACGGUACCUACAGCCAUCAAAUUUUGAAUAAUGUAGUCCUCUACCCGAUACAUGCGAUACAUGCACAUCAAUUUUAAAUUUCGAAUUUGUUUUAUUAUCUAUUUCAUGUUUCGUAAAAUUUUAACAAAUUUUUAUUUAACUAACUCAACGAUUUCAAAAUGAGCAGUGGCUACACUGUACGGAAUAAA
This is a messenger RNA of Stegodyphus dumicola, 1773 nucleotides long. RefSeq lists its product as uncharacterized. Lineage: Eukaryota; Metazoa; Arthropoda; Arachnida; Araneae; Eresidae. The record is from RefSeq and is a predicted model, not a curated record.